This is a messenger RNA of Cydia amplana, 1419 nucleotides long. Its product is annotated as craniofacial development protein 2-like. Lineage: Eukaryota; Metazoa; Arthropoda; Insecta; Lepidoptera; Tortricidae. Bases 1 to 1419 code for a protein of 472 amino acids. Gene Ontology annotation, biological process: chromatin remodeling. Gene Ontology annotation, cellular component: nucleus. The transcript has a single exon. The record is from RefSeq and is a predicted model, not a curated record. Gene Ontology annotation, molecular function: catalytic activity.
AUGAGUAAGUCUAAUGCUAGGGCGUCCCCCUCAAGCGACGUAGAUGCGAAAAAUGCUGGAAACAAGAUAUAUGCUAGGGCGUUCCCCAAAAGCGACGCUAGGGACAAGAACCAUCGUUCGCACCUAAAAUCCAGGGACAAACUCAGACUCGCAUCAUGGAAUCUCGGCACAAUGACAGGGCGCAGCCAGGAGCUAAGCGAAAUUUUACGGACCAGAGAAAUAAACGCCUGCUGCAUUCAAGAGACCAAAUGGAAAGGGUCAAAAUCCAGAGAUAUAGGGAAUGGCUACCAGCUUGUGUAUUAUGGGACUAAUACUAAAAGAAAUGGUGUGGGUAUCGUACUAGAUGACCAUCUCAAACAGAGGAUAAUCAACGUGGACAGGAAAAGCGACAGAUUGAUUGCCAUAAAGCUAGCAAUGGACGACCAACAUCCUAUGAACAUUAUUUCAGUGUACGCCCCACAAACCGGCUGUCCCGAGCAAGAAAAACAGGACUUCUGGGAGGAUUUCGAUGAAGUUAUGCAAAACAUACCGCCCACCGAAUACAUACAUAUAGGGGGGGAUCUGAACGGGCAUGUAGGGGAAAGAAAUGAUCUCAAUUCUGAUGCCCAUGGAGGAUAUGGAUUUGGUUGUAUAAACCAGCAAGGUAUAGACAUUCUGAACUUUACAACCAAGCACUCCCUGAAAAUUGUUAACACGUACUUCCAGAAGAAAGCUGAACAUCUUAUCACCUAUAAAUGCUCAAACCACAAAACACAGAUAGACUUUAUUAUAGCCAGUAGUAAAUGCCUUAAACUUUAUAAAGACUGCAAAGUGAUCCCGGGUAAUGCGCUCACGUCACAACAUAGACUCCUAGUUGCAGUGAUGACUCUACCCAAGCCUAUAAAAACACACGCCGACCGGACAGAGAGCAUAAAGUGGAAGGAGUUGCACACCGCCAAGGGUUCACAAUUUCUCGAAUGGGUUGCCACCUACGUGGCAGAAGACAUAGAGGCGAAGAAGCCAGGCAACCAAAUGUGGGACGAUUUCCAACAACUUUGCCUUGAGAAAGCAAAAGCAACUUUGGGAGUAUCGCGCGGAGGACUGCGUCUGAAUAAGGAGACAUCCUGGUGGAACGAGAGUGUUAGAGAUCUAAUAAAAGCAAAGAGAGAAGCAUUCAAACUGUGGCAAAAAUCAGACCUGGAAGAAGAUCGUCUAGAGUAUAAAAACCAUAAGAAGAUAGCAAAAUCUGUCGUUGCACAGUCCAUAGCGAAGUCUAGAGAAGACUUCUAUGACAAACUAGAAAAAGCGGAAACUGAGAAUACUAUCUACAAAAUUGCUCGACAACGCUACAGAUCCACCCUCGAUAUUAAAACAAACAAAUACAUCAAGGAUACCCAAGGCAGACUACUAACGGCAAAUAAAGAUAUCAACGGCCGUUAG